Molecule: messenger RNA, 1245 nt
Organism: Drosophila willistoni
Lineage: Eukaryota; Metazoa; Arthropoda; Insecta; Diptera; Drosophilidae
Product: zinc finger BED domain-containing protein 4-like
Exons: 3
Coding region: 1-1245 (414 amino acids)
Molecular function (GO): protein dimerization activity
Source: RefSeq, a predicted model, not a curated record
AUGGUCGCCUUGGAUAGCAUAGUAGAGGAUCGUGGAUUCAUCAAGUACAGCAAAAUUGUGGAUGCCAGCUUCAUUGGCAACAAGAAAGCUAUUGGAUGCCACGAACCAUUCAGCUCAAAUAUUGCGAAUACUUUGCAAGAAGUUUUAAAUUCUUGGGGUUUGUUUGACAAAACUGAGUGUAUUGUCACGGACAAUGCCAGCUCCAUGAUCGAAGCUUGCGAGCUGUUAAAAAUUCGUAACAUUCCCUGCUUUGCUCACACGUUAAAUUUGGUUGUUCAAGACGGUCUAAAUUUCGACGAUGACGAAAAAACAAUGGCAAUAAUUUCAAAUUGUAAAGCAAUUGUAAAAUUUUUCAAAAAAAACACUAUUGCUAAUGAAAAGUUUAAGAUGGCGCAAGAAAAGUUUGGGUAUUCACUUUUACAAGAAACUCCAACUAGAUGGAAUAGUUUCUUUUAUAUGAUUCAACGAAUACUGGCGACCCAUGAUGAAAUUGCAGUAGUACUAUUGUCUACAUCCAAUGCACCACUCCCAUUUCAAGCGGAGGAAAUUGAUGUUUUGAAGGACUUGGAAAAAAUUCUUACAGUAUUUGAAGAAGUUAGCAAAAGAAUAUCUGGUGGGAAAUAUGCUACGAUUUCGCUUAUAAUUCCCUUGACAGAUGUACUUAUUCGUAAAACGCAUACUAUUUCUUCGGAUGUGCACACUGAAGUUGGACAAAAAAUGGUCACUGUUUUAUUAGAUUCAAUCGUAAAACGUUUAUCGCCAUAUGAAAAAAAAACUGCGACGAGAAUGGCGACAAUUUUAGAUCCCCGAUUUAAAAAGAUUGGGUUUCAACAUAUGUCAAAUGCCGAACAAGCUGCACAUUGUUUCGAAAACGAGUUGACGGCUUUAAUGAACAAAGAUAGUUCAAAUGACACAAAUGUGGAACCCAUCUCAACAAAUAAGGACCCGCUUUUCGACUACAUUGGGAACAAAGCCCGUUCCAUGGCUAGAAACACGCGAUCGGAUGCUAUCAUUGCGAAGAGGCAGUAUUUGGAAAGGCCCUUAAGCCAACAAGAUGUUGAUCCCCUAUUAUGGAUGAAAGUUAACCAGACGGACUUUCCUGCAAUAAAAACGUUGAUGUUAAAAUACUUUUGCAUUCCGGCCACUUCUGUCCAGUCAGAGCGGGUAUUCAGCAAGGCAGGGCAAAUAGUAUCAGACCGCAGAACACGUCUAAAGGAGGAGAAUGUGAACAUUUGUUAUUUUUAG